Messenger RNA from Polyodon spathula (Mississippi paddlefish), 3359 nucleotides. RefSeq names its product bcl-2-associated transcription factor 1-like. Gene Ontology annotation, cellular component: mediator complex. The transcript is spliced from 12 exons. Gene Ontology annotation, biological process: positive regulation of transcription by RNA polymerase II. Bases 167 to 2923 code for a protein of 918 amino acids. Lineage: Eukaryota; Metazoa; Chordata; Actinopteri; Acipenseriformes; Polyodontidae. Gene Ontology annotation, molecular function: DNA binding; transcription coregulator activity. The record is from RefSeq and is a predicted model, not a curated record.
UGACCCCUCGGUUCGUCUGAGAACGGAAAAAAAUGUCUGCGGAGUAAGGUGUUGGGAGAUGAGAAAACAAGGAGAAAAAAUAACACCGAAAAAUCACCAUCGAAGGUUAGGCUAGGUUGAAGUGAAGCAUAUUAAUUUGACUGUCAGGCAUCAGUAACUAGGAAAAAUGGUGCGAUCCAACUCCCCUUCACAUUCUUCAAGGUCAAGGUCUGGGUCUCACUCUAGCUCAAGAUCUCGCACCAGAUCACGUUCAAGGAAAAAGAGAUAUAGUUCUAGAUCUCGAUCCAGAUCGUACUCACGUUCCCGAAGUCGAGAACGUGAGCGUAAUUACCCCAGAGAUUAUCGACGAGAUUACCGCAUGAAUAGAGGGAUGAGGCGCCCCUAUGGGUUCCGCGGUCGGGGGAGAGGCUACUAUCAUCAGGGAGGUGGGCGCUUUCAACACCGAGGCGGCUUCAGGCCCAACUGGCAGAACCGGCGCUACUCCCGCAGCCCCAGAAGGGGGCACUCUCGGUCCAGGACCCCAAAACGCAGAUCUGCUUCACAGAGGUCUCGAAGCAAAUCCCACCACUCCGAACGCUCAUCUCUGUCCUGCAGGUCCUCCAGCUCCCGCUCCUCCUCUCGUGGCAGUAGGUCCCCCGUCCCCUCAAAGAAGCGCAGCUCCCAGGACAAGCCUAGUAAGAAAUUGGAAGGGGGUCCUACCAAGGAUGAGGAAGCAGGCAGACAGCCAGAGGAGGAGAAGGGGGAUGUUAAAAGCGAACAGGCAGCCAGUGCCUCUUCCAAGUCGCUGUCUGAUCUCAAAAGGGCCCCUGCUGUCAUUACUGAGAGCUGGGUAGGGAUUGCUGCCUACAACGACACCAGCCCCCACUCCCACCGCAGUCCUACCGCCACCCCGCCAAGCCAGAGCUCCUUGCGCUCCGACACUAUCUUGCGCCAGGUCACCUCCAAAAUCAGCCCCCCCCCCUUACCUUCACAGCGGUUACAUUCUUUGCAGCACAGCCCUGAUGGUCUUCUGGGGCACUACAGCCCCUCCCAUGACAGCCCCCUCUACUGUAUCUCCCCCAGGAGGAGUCCAGCUAAAGCCUUCUCUGCCAGCCAAAGUGGCAGAGCUUUUUUCCCUAACAGUGAUGAUCAGACUCUCCCAAAAGCUGGAAAAUACCUGAAAAGGUACACAGAAGAGGAAGGGAGCAGAGUUUACCUACACGAAAGGGGUAACGGGAGGGAGAAAGAUGCCCAGAAGGAUAGAGUACAAGAUAAAGGCAGGGCAGAGAGGGAUGGAGAGUGGGCUGAGGAGGGAGGCAUAGAUCUGGGGGGCAAAAAGGUUGGUGAAAAAGUGCCUUUCCUGAGUGACUCUCCUGAAGUGGAAGAGGAGGAUGAGUCUCAAGCCUAUAGGCAGCCAUAUCAGUUCAAAGUGACCAGUCAGGUAGAACAAGUUAAGAGUUAUGCAGUUGAGUCCCGCUGGAACCUAGAUAGCCAGGAAGAGAGUGGCAAGAAUAAAACUAAAACAUUAUUGAAAGCAGAGAGAGAUUAUGACAGGUUUGGGGAGGCCAGGUCAUACAAGUUUAAGGAUACAAGCUAUUUGCUGGACAAGCUAGGUGUAAAUAAAGAGAAGUAUGCAGAGGAUGAGGGCAAGAGUGCAGAAAAGUUUGAUGAGAAAAUUACUAUUAAGAGAGACAUAGUGUCCCCACAGCAGCUCAAGGCUGACAAGCUCAGAGACCUCUAUGAGCAUGGUGGUCUGCUGCAAAAGACUGUUGACAUGAGGGAUAAGGCAUUGCUUCGAGUUGAAAGCCCACCUAGGGUAAAAAUGGUCAUCAGUGAGGUCUGCCAUCCUGAGGUCAAAAUGGUGUAUGACGAUCCAAGCCCAGGGACUUCCAUGGCAUGUGACAGAUCGCUUGCAAGUGCGCUCGUCCACUCUGUCAAGAGAGAGCAAGGAUUUCGUUCCAUCUUUGACCACAUAAAGAGGCCUCAGACGUACAAAAGUUCUGCAGAGUCUUUUAUUCAGCAUAUUGUGUCCUUGGUUCACCAUGUAACGGAGCAUUACUUCAAAUCAACAGGAAUGACCCUCCAUGAGCGGUUCACUGUCUAUCAGAAAGCUGCUGAAGUGCAUGAAGCCAGACCAAACAGUCCAGAGAUCCACAGGAGGAUCGAUGUCUCCCCCAGUGUUUUUAAGAAGGAGAGAAUCCUAAAGGAAGAAGGUCACAAGGGUGACAAAAAAUCAAGGUGUGAUUCGGCUGACUUGAGGCAUGACAUUGAUCGUCGGCGAAAGGAGAGGAGCCGGGAACGAGACGACACGAGGGGUUCUCAUGAACCCAGCCCGUCGCGAAAGCUGGACAAACUGGGCAAAGAAUUCAAGGACUACAAAGAUUACAAGUCCUACAAGGAUGAAAGCAAGCACAAAAGCAAAGAGCAAGACCAUUCCAGAUCGUCAUCCUCCUCUUCUGUGCCACUGGAAGAUAAGGAUAGCCGAAAAGAAAGGGACGAGGAAUACAAGUCCCACCACGAACAAAAAGAUUACGCGGGUUAUCAUGGAGGAAAUCGGGCAAGGGGAACUUUCCAAUUUCGGAUAAGAGGAGGCAGAGGAAGAGGCAGAGGAGUCUUUUUAGGGCAGAACGCCGCACCCAGUAUUCCUAAUGUACCUUUCCAGAAAAGACCAAAGGAAGAGGAAUGGGAUCCUGAAUAUACUCCGAAGAGCAAAAAAUAUUUUUUGCAUGAUGACAGAGAUGACGGGAUUGACUACUGGGCCAAAAGAGGAAGGGGACGUGGCACCUUUCAGCGUGGCAGAGGGCGGUUCAAUUUCAAAAAGUCCAGCAGCAGUCCUAAGUGGACGCAUGAUAAGUAUCAAUGUGAGGGAAAUGUGGAAGAUGAUGAAGAGGAAGUAGAAAACAAUGAAGAACGGAAGGACAAACACAAAGAUGAGAAGGAAUAACUAAAUCCAGUGGAAGAAGGGAGUGUGAAGUCUCAUGCCGUUUUAAGAAUUGAUCAUCCUUUUUUUUUAUUAGUAAUGUGAUUUGUUUAAAUGAAUGUGAGCAUUUUUGUGAGAUUUUACUUUUUUCAAAAUUUUGGAAUAAAUUAGUCUCUUUUCUUAGCAUACUAGGCUGAAUCUUAAUUGUAUGUAACCAAAAGAUUAAACGGUAGACACUAAAUUUAGUUAGCUUUUGUGAAAAAUGACCUUUUUAAAUGAUAUUAUAGCUUUUAAGUGGUUGCAUUCAAUGUUAAACGUUAUCUGUUGAGUAAAACAUUCUACAGUUACUGGUCGUGUUUAUUGGUUUAUGCUGUUAAAAUGGUACAUACUGUUAGUACAGGCAUUGGAAAUUUAUGAUUUUAAAUAUACAAUUAAACUGAUGUCAAGGUUGUAAGUGUUG